AUGACCUUUGGCGCCAGCACCAGUACGACGAUCGACGAUUCCAAGCCGUCGACGCCAGCAGCGGGAUCGGUCAAGGAGGAUCGCUCCAAGCCCGAGUGCUCCAACUGCGGCGCCACCUCGACACCUCUUUGGCGACGCGACUCGAACCUUGCUUUGCAGUGCAAUGCCUGUGGUCUAUACCUGAAGCUGCACAAGGGCUCCAGCUCGGCCGCCAGAAGCGGCCCGACGAGCGGCACCGCAAGCGGCAGCACGACUGGUGAGGCUGCAGACUCGGACGAGUGGGUCGGGAUUCAUGCCGGCGCGUCGUGCGCGAACUGCGGCACCUCGACGACGCCGCUGUGGCGCAAGGACCCGGACGGCCGCAUCAUCUGCAACGCCUGCGGGCUGUACUACAAGCUGCACAGCGCUCAUCGGCCCGUCGCGAUGCGAGCCGACGUGAUCCGCAAGCGUGCACGC
Molecule: messenger RNA, 456 nt
Organism: Tilletiopsis washingtonensis
Lineage: Eukaryota; Fungi; Basidiomycota; Exobasidiomycetes; Entylomatales
Product: glucocorticoid receptor-like (DNA-binding domain)
Exons: 2
Biological process (GO): positive regulation of transcription by RNA polymerase II; negative regulation of transcription by RNA polymerase II
Molecular function (GO): DNA-binding transcription factor activity, RNA polymerase II-specific; RNA polymerase II cis-regulatory region sequence-specific DNA binding; zinc ion binding
Source: RefSeq, a predicted model, not a curated record